AGCGACUAACAAUGGCUACAGGUCCUACCGUUUCACAUGAGGUGCCACUCAUUAACCUCUCCGAUAGGCCAAAGUUGCCAAUGUUCACUUCCUUUCCUGCCCAAUCCGGGAAGUUUAUCAACAUCGUUCAAAGGAUUGGAGCCAAUUAUCUAUUGCUGGGCAUACAUUUGUUGAAUGAUGAGACUGGCUCUAUAACACAGUCAAUAAUAUCGUCUGAUCCAAAAUCACCAACCAACAUCAUUCUCAACAUCCUAUCAUGUUGGCUACAAGGUGGUGGAAGAAGGCCAGUGACCUGGGUCACUUUUAUUAAUGUCCUAACACAAAUCGGUCUGUUGGAAUUGACUAAAGAACUAUGUUUCAAGGGCAGCCAUCAUGAGGACCCUCAGAGUCCCCAGCUUACUGCUAUUCCUGGAUCUGCAGUAUCUUCACCCUCUGUCCCACCAGGUUCCCGAUUAGCUACUUCAUUUUCUGUUAAUUGUAUGUUAGUGUAACUUUCGUGGCCUGCGCUGCAGUAGUGGCAGAGUCACAGACUUCCAAUUAAAUCAUCGGCGCCCCUUAGGAGCAUGGUUGAGUAUUCAUAGGCAGUGAGGUACAGAGAGCAAGGUGUGAAUGAAUCAAUAGGUUUGUGUGGUGAAUGCUGUGGUGUAGCAUGUACAACAAUAUAAUGAGAGCGAGAUAAUGAGAGCGAGA
Geodia barretti is the source of this 690-nucleotide messenger RNA. The record is from the annotation of a GenBank genome assembly. NCBI's taxonomy places the organism in Eukaryota, Metazoa, Porifera, Demospongiae, Tetractinellida, Geodiidae.